Entelurus aequoreus (snake pipefish) is the source of this 2734-nucleotide messenger RNA. It is a transcript of the gene llcp, whose product is annotated as treacle ribosome biogenesis factor 1. The record is from RefSeq and is a predicted model, not a curated record. The coding region runs from base 176 to 2275 and encodes 699 amino acids. Lineage: Eukaryota; Metazoa; Chordata; Actinopteri; Syngnathiformes; Syngnathidae. Gene Ontology annotation, molecular function: protein binding. The transcript is spliced from 7 exons.
UGCAACGCGGUGCGACUGAGAGGAAGUACUUCCGGGGUCAAAGGUGACGCCGCGAACAUGUGUGAAGUUACGGAGUAGCAGGGACUCCUUUUGCGCGUUUUUUUUUAAACCAGGUAAUAAUGAGAGCGAGGGUGCGUUUAACAUUAACGUUACUGUUGUCAGCUAUGAGAACAUUAUGUCUGUGAAUGCGUGCAAACAAGAGCUUAUCCCGCUCAUUUAUCGCCAUUUGAAGGAGUAUGGUUUCCAAUCCGCUGCUACAGAACUGCUGAGGCACAACACACAGUGUUGUGUGGAAGGAGAUUCGACGUCAUCUGCAUCCUUACAAGAAAUUUACAGUUCCUGGUUAAAGCACUCAAAGAACAGACACUCCAGGUCUAAUGGAGGUGCAUCAACCCCAGUUUCAGCUAAAGUUGCUUCCAAAAAGGAGAACAAAUCUGCAAAGAAAUUGCAAAAACAGAAAUCUGUUGCACCAAAAAGGAGCAAAAAAGAUGAAAAGGUGUCAGAAAGUGCCAUACCAGCGAAGAAGCAACAAACGGUGGUGGCUGCUUGUCAAGAUGAUUCUGGCUCUGACAGUAGUUUGGACGUAGAGAAAUGGAAGAAAAUGCUUCUACAGAUGACAGAGGUUGAUGCAGCCAAGAUAGAUAUCAUCAACUCUUUGGACUCUUCUGCACCGAAAAAGAGAGUUAGGAAAUCUCGGGCUAAGCCUAAAACUGACAUGCCUGUUAAAGAGCCAGCUAAAAAGAAGAGCAAGGAGAAAGCAGUGACACAGAAACAAUCUAAGUCAAAUCUACAAAAGAAGACCUCACCUUUGACCUCCUUGGCUUCCUUGAGCAUGGCACAAAAUCUGAUAUCAUCAGAAGAUGCGACAGCUGCGGCUUCAUCUAUCAAGGAUAAACCUGUGGAGGACGUAGCAAGCUGUGAUAAAAAGAUAGUAGUAGACGAAGUGGGGAAGAGAAAAGAAAUGAAGACUAAGAAAAAGAGAAAGGAGCCUGAUAAAGGACUUGAUAUUUUAGAGCCCAUUUUAAAAGACAAGAAAUCCAAGAAGAAGAAGAAGAAGGAGGAGGUAGGUGAUAGCAAGGAAGCUUCUGAGCUUAACUCCAAGGAGAAGAAAGCCAAGAAGACGAAAAAGAAACUUGACGGUGUGAAAAUCUGUGAGCAGGACAAUCCAGAUGGGACUGACGAUGACAAGGAGGCAAGCAGGAACGCGGAGCUGGCUCCAAGUGUGGACAGUUCAAGUGCUGAUGUGAGGGAAAACAAAUCAAAGAAGAAUAAGAGUCGUCAUGUGGAGGCAAAUUCUGAGCAGACUGAUGACCAAACGGUGAAGAAAAAAGACAAAUCUUCUCCUGAUGAGGAUCCAAUGGUUAAGACUGGAAAAGAGAACGGAAGCACUGAAGAAAGAGGAGAGCCCAACCCGGAAGUCAAGAGGAAGAAGAAAAAGGAGGAAAUGGGUGAUGGUGAGGGAACUUCUCAACUUUCAGUCAAGAAGAAGAAAUCCCACAAGAAGAAGAAAACAGACGAGGAAAGAAUCUGUGAGCAGGAAACUCCAGAGCGGACUGACGACGACAAGGAGAUGGCUUUAAGUGUGGACAGUUCAAGUGCUGAUGUGAGGGGAAAUAAAUCAAAGGAAAAGAAGAAGAGAAAGAGUCAUCAUGUGGAAAAAAAUACUCCGCAGACAGAUGACCAAACACUGAAGAAAAAAGACACAUCUUCUAAUGAGGAUCCAUUGGCUAAAAAUGAAAAAGCGAUUGGAAUCAGUGAAGAAACAUCAGAACCCAACACAGAAGAGCUCACAGUUAAAGUGAAAAAGUCCCACAAGAAGAGAAGGAAAACGGACGAUGUAAGAAUCUCCGAGCAGGAAAAUCCAGAGCGGACUGACGACGACAAGGAGGCAAGCAGGAGCGAGGAGAUGGCUCUAAGUGUGGACAGUCCAAGUGCUGAUGUGAGGGGAAAUCAAUCCAAGAAAAGGAAGAAAAAGAGUCAUCAUGUGGAGGAAAAUCCUCAGCAGACAGAGAAGAAAAAAGACAAAUCUUUUCCUGAUGAGGAUCCAGUGGAUGAAAAAGAGAACGAAAGCAGUGAAGAAACAGGAGAGCCCAACACAGAAGUCAAGAAGAAGAAGAAGAAGAAAAAACUCUGGUUUAUCGAUACACAGCCUCUGUUGACCCUGGACACGCUACAACUUCCGUCUGUGAAAAAGCAAAAGAAAAGGAAACCGGAUUCAGAAGAGUUCCCAGCAACACCUACAUGGUCACAUGACAAACCCCAGCAGCCAGCCUGACACAUCGCCCAUCCAGAGUCAAGUCACGUGUCAUAUUCAUUUUUAAUGGAGCAAGCUAAGUACUCCAGAUGUGGGAUAGUACUGACAAUCUGGAAGAUUAAACACCACCAUUUUAUUGAGAGAGAAAAAUAUGAAUGUUUACUUUAGGCACAUAUUGGUCAGCUUUUACACACGUGAUGUUUACAAAUGUCAUGCUGUUGCACCGCGAGAUUUGGCAGUCCCAUUCAGGGUCAGAAAGUGUUUUGUAAUAUCUUCAUUUGUUUUUAAUGUUGUCUAAAACCGCUGUGCUUCUUGCCACCCAAAAUACGGACUCAUGGACAAAAACACAACACUGAUAAGCAGUUUUAUAAUGAAAAUAAUUUUAAUUUUAAUUUUAAAUAUUAAUUUGCUGUUGUUGGUCAGCUGCACCUCUUGUAGAAUCUACUUUUAUACAAAUAAAAACAUGUUUUUACUAAGGUA